Messenger RNA from Trichoderma breve, 702 nucleotides. RefSeq names its product NADP oxidoreductase coenzyme f420-dependent domain-containing protein. The record is from RefSeq and is a predicted model, not a curated record. The coding region runs from base 1 to 702 and encodes 233 amino acids. The transcript has a single exon. NCBI's taxonomy places the organism in Eukaryota, Fungi, Ascomycota, Sordariomycetes, Hypocreales, Hypocreaceae.
AUGAAGAUUGGCAUUGUCAACGCAGGCAAUAUUGGGCGGAACCUGGCAACGUCCUGGGUUCGACAUGGCCACGACAUCAUGCUAAGCAAAGAUACGUCUCCAGAAAAGCUUCGUACACGCAUCCAAGAACUCGGCUCAAGUAAAGGACUAGCUGAAACCGAAUUGGAAAAGUUCAAGUACGGUUCACUCGUCGAAGCGGCCAACUUUGGCGAUGUUGUAGUCUUUUCGGUAUACUUUCCACGACUGGGCCAUGUCCUCCAAGAGCUUCAACGAGCCGGAGUUACUCUUUCAGGAAAGAUUGUCAUUGACACCAUGAAUCCUCUCAACGUGAAUGAGAACUUUAAUCAUUACCACGAUAUCGAGUAUAUGCAAAGAACAUCUACUGCGGAGGAGGUACAGAAGGCAUUCCCGGAGGCAAUCGUCUUCAAAGCGUUCAAUACUUUUGGGGCAACUCUCCUUGAUGCCUCAAAAUGGACAUCGGGCCGUGUACCACCAGUUUUAUUCAUUGGUGGCAAUUCAGACUCUACGGAUACAGCUCGUGAACUGAUUGAAGAUGCUGGAUUCCGACCAAGAUUUGCAGGUCAUAACCUAAGAGAUGCGGGUUUGUUGGAACGAUUGGGGAUAUUGUCACACCGUCUGGUUGAGAAUGAGUUUGGCGGCGAUGCAAAUAUUGCCUUUGACAUUCUCCAGAGCAAAGCCUAA